Molecule: messenger RNA, 135 nt
Organism: Dibothriocephalus latus
Lineage: Eukaryota; Metazoa; Platyhelminthes; Cestoda; Diphyllobothriidea; Diphyllobothriidae
Source: the annotation of a GenBank genome assembly
CUCUUGGAACUCUUUGAUAGUGAAGAUCCCCGCGAGCGUGACCUCGUUAAGACCAUAAUGCAUCGUAUUUAUGGCAAAUUUCUCUCCCUCCGUUCCUACAUUCGUCGUCAGUUUAGUAACGUAUUCUACAAGUAA